GUAGUUCAAUAUUAAUUCCAGCAGAUAGCGGUGUAGUUCACAAACUUCAAUGACGCAAUCAGCACAAACGCAACGAAGAAGAAAUAUCCCGGAAGUAGCCGCUAAAAAGUCUUUGGGAUCGAAAUAUAAUUGAUUUAUGUAAAAAAUGGCCUUUAUGUCUAAUAAUGAUGACUUGUUUGACUCUAUUACCAUGGCGGAUGACAGAUUUCAUGUUCAGGGUUAUCAAGAAGGAUUUGAGGAGGGGUUUCGACAGGGAACCAUCGAGGGGAAGAACCACGGGCGUCUGCAUGGUGCAAAACUCAGUGUCGAGGUUUCUUUUUAUUAUGGAUUUGCAGUCGCUUGGAAAUGUCUCCUUCAAAACAGUAGUGACAUUAAAGCGAGGAAGAGACUGAAAGCUGUGGAAUCAUUGGUUGGAGUGAUUGAGAAAUAUUCAUAUGAAGACCCACAGUAUGAGAAACAUCAAGAGGACAUGGAAAGAAUCCGUGCCAAGUUUCGGCAGGUGUGCUCUGUACUGAACGUGUCAACAGACUUUAAAGAGUAUGUGAAUGGAUCAACCGAUAUGUCAUUCUGAGACUCCAAGAGCUUUUGAGCAUCCAAGGAAGAAACUCGGAACACAUCUGAGAUCUCUUGAGUACAUGAGAGAUCAUCUGCUGGCAGCCAGCAUCGAGGAGUGCUGAUGUGCAGAGAGUAAAAGGGGACAGAUGUGUCACUCUUAAGAGUUUUGGGGUGGUUUAUUUAACCUGAAUGGCAUGUUUAGGAGUUUAAGAAUAGUGUGUUAAGGUUUUUUAAAGUGUUAUGUCCUGUGAAAAAUGACAAAAAUCAUUUUCAGGUAUGUUAAAUAAUUUCCCAGUAUUAUACAAAAAGAAAGUCACUUUUUAUAUGAAGGUUCCAACCCAAUAAUUAAGAUGGUUUAGCAUUUUCAGACAUAAUUUUUUAUUUUUGUAAGAUUUUUUUUAUCUGCACGGUCCUGUAUGUUCUGCAUUGUUCUGUACAAGAGUAUUGUCAGCGCCAUCUUGUGGUAAAAUCAGAGAAUACUUGUAAUUAAAUGACGCCGCCUGCUGGCGCGCAGCAAGUACUGCAGUUUUAGUUUGAUCUGUGUGGAUCUCAAAGAUGUUUAAUUAAGAAAUUAAGUAAAUAUAAAUACACGAUUAAGUAAUUAUUUUUUAUAACUUUAGAUAAAUAUGAGCAGUUGUGAGUUUUUGAUUCUUAAGAUGAUAAGUUGAUGAGUGUUUUUAUUAGACAUUUUUAAUAAAAUGAUUCUAAUUUUCUGUA
Messenger RNA from Misgurnus anguillicaudatus (oriental weatherfish), 1272 nucleotides. RefSeq names its product LTO1 maturation factor of ABCE1 (gene lto1). The record is from RefSeq and is a predicted model, not a curated record. NCBI's taxonomy places the organism in Eukaryota, Metazoa, Chordata, Actinopteri, Cypriniformes, Cobitidae.